This is a messenger RNA of Populus trichocarpa (black cottonwood), 1650 nucleotides long. RefSeq names its product magnesium-chelatase subunit ChlI, chloroplastic. Gene Ontology annotation, cellular component: chloroplast stroma. Gene Ontology annotation, molecular function: magnesium chelatase activity; ATP binding; ATP hydrolysis activity. Gene Ontology annotation, biological process: chlorophyll biosynthetic process. The transcript has 3 exons. Lineage: Eukaryota; Viridiplantae; Streptophyta; Magnoliopsida; Malpighiales; Salicaceae. Bases 255 to 1517 code for a protein of 420 amino acids. The record is from RefSeq and is a predicted model, not a curated record.
AAUCAGCAAAAUUCAACUUCUUUUCUUUUCUUUUCUUUUCCUUUUCUGUUUUUCCUUCAGAAUGAAGGGAAAAAAAAUAUUCUGCUGACUGACAAAGCAGAGGCCUCUGAGGAGCAAAGUAGAUAUGCCUGAAUCUAUGUAUCCUCUUAUCGUCAACCUAACAGACCAAUAGAAAACCAAAUGUGAAGCUGCUGCGGUAAAAGGUCCAAUAAAACACAACACAAUCACAGUAGUAGUCCAAAAUUCAGUUGCAAAUGGCAACUAUACUAGGAACUUCUUCCGCUGCAAUUUUGGCAUAUAGACCCUUCUCCAAACCUUCCAUUCCUUCUCUCUCUUUAACCUCCUCAGGGCUGAGUUUUGGGAGGGAGUCUUAUGGAGGGAUUGGUCUUGUGGGUAAGAAAGGGAGGCCUCAGUUUCAUGUUGCAGUCGCCUGUGUUGCAACAGACAUUGGCUCUGUUGAGGAGGCCCAGAAGCUUGCUUCGAAAGAAAACCAGAGACCAGUGUAUCCAUUUGCUGCAAUAGUAGGGCAAGAUGAGAUGAAAUUAUGCCUUUUGUUAAAUGUGAUUGAUCCCAAGAUUGGAGGUGUCAUGAUCAUGGGUGAUAGAGGAACGGGGAAGUCCACGACUGUUAGGUCCUUGGUUGAUUUACUUCCUGAAAUUAAGGUAGUUGCUGGUGACCCCUAUAAUUCAGAUCCAGAAGAUCCAGAGUCCAUGGGUAUUGAAGUCAGGGAGAGUGUCGUGAAAGGGGAGAAUCUCACUGUUGUCAUGACCAAAAUUAACAUGGUCGAUUUGCCAUUGGGAGCAACGGAGGAUAGGGUUUGUGGGACAAUUGACAUCGAAAAGGCUCUCACCGAGGGGGUAAAGGCAUUUGAGCCUGGUCUUCUUGCUAAAGCUAAUAGAGGGAUUCUUUAUGUUGAUGAAGUUAAUCUUUUGGAUGAUCACUUAGUGGAUGUUCUAUUAGAUUCUGCUGCUUCAGGGUGGAACACAGUGGAGAGAGAGGGUAUUUCGAUUUCACAUCCUGCAAGGUUUAUUUUGAUUGGUUCUGGUAAUCCUGAAGAAGGAGAGCUAAGGCCACAGCUACUAGAUAGAUUUGGAAUGCAUGCACAAGUGGGGACUGUAAGGGAUGCGGAGCUCAGAGUGAAAAUCGUGGAAGAGAGAGCUCGAUUUGACAAAAAUCCAAAGGAAUUUCGUCAUUCUUACAAGGCAGAGCAAGAGAAACUCCGGCAACAAAUUGCCUCAGCUAGGGCUUGUCUUUCAUCUGUACAGAUAGAUCAUGAUCUGAAGGUUAAAAUCUCUAAGGUUUGUGCAGAGCUUAAUGUUGAUGGAUUGAGAGGAGACAUCGUGACAAAUAGAGCUGCAAAAUCCCUCGCUGCCCUGAAGGGUAGGGAUCAAGUAACCGCAGAAGAUAUUGCUACUGUCAUCCCCAAUUGUUUGAGACAUCGUCUUCGGAAGGAUCCAUUGGAGUCAAUUGACUCAGGUUUACUUGUCAUUGAGAAAUUUUAUGAGGUUUUUAGCUGAUGGCAGUAAUUUUAGAAUUACAUUUCUGUGAUUUUUGUAACGGUUCCUCUAAUUAUAUUUUCUCUUUUUAUCAUGUUGCCUUCUCACGGUACCUUUGUUACAUGUUCUACAUAAAUGGACAUCUGUUAUGUUA